UGAAGGUAUUUAAAUUUGGCACUAGAAGAUGGACGCAGUUUAACAUGAUUGCCACGUACCCAGACGCGUAUGCGAAGACAACGAAGUUCGGUAUCAAGAGCUCAACACGGGUUAAUUGCUCUUGGGAGGGAGCAAUUGCAUUGCAGUGCAGUCACUGCAGUGACAAUGGUCGCAUUGAGAGGGAUCGAAUUUCUCUCUCUCUCUCCAUUGUAAGCACGAUUGAUAUAUGGCAGAUACGGCAGAGCAACAUCAAACAGUUAGCUGCCUGUGUUCAGCAGACCCGGUGAUACUACGCAGCCAGUCGAGCGCGCCAAACACAACCAACGAUGGUAGUGCUGCAGCAUUUGAAGUGUACCAACGACAUCCGCCAGCAUGCAACAAUCGUGGGAGUGGUGCAGAUAUUCGGCGUGAUCAGCUACGCAGUGCUAUGUGCAGUUUGGUAUCACAAUGAUACAAAAGACCUGUCGGAAGAUAUUAAAACGAUCUUGAUGUACAGCUUCAUCGCGGUCGUCAUUGCCACAACCCUUAUGACAUGCGUUUACUGGAUCGGGUUUCUCAAGCGUAAGCGUUGGUGUCUUACGGUGGUAAUCGUGCUGCUGUUCAUCGGCAUCCCGUUACAGUUCCUCUCCAUAUUUGGUGCAAUCGCUCAGAAGGAUGUCACGAAUGUUUUUGCACAAUUACUACAGUUAGCCAUUGCCAUCUACAUGCUGUCGGUCACACGUAAACUGCGCAAAGUCUACCUGGAAGAUGAACUCGCAAACUAUGUGCUCAACGAGCAACCGCGAAUGCAGAGAGCGAAGAAUGAUCACGAAGAGAUUGCGUAGGCUAAGGAAUAAUCCUUUAUGGCUGCAAUUUUCCUUUGAGAGCAUUUUUUAACAAAAAAUAACCAAUCAACAAAAUCAGUGGAAGUGUUGACCGUCCCUCAAGCAGCUUUCAAUCGUCAAUCGUCGUGGUCAAAAAACACAGACACCUCUAGUUCUUUAACGCUGACGCUGAUAUCUUUAAUAUUCAAUCUACGUCUCUAUGAAGCUUUAAGUUAGUUCCUCAAAAUACUUGUCGCGAAAGACGAAGGUGGCACUUUUUUUUUAUUCAUAAAGAACGGCCUGGCCGUAUUGCUACGAAGGUGGCACUAUUAAGAACAUUUUUUAUCUCAGAACUCACAUAGGGCUCUGAGACAUGGAAUCUGUUCAACCGUCCUAGCCACGUUCGAGAGGAAGAUGCUCAGAUUCUCUUUGGCCCCAUAUGUGUGAAAGGACAAAGACGAGCAGCUCACUACACUCGCCAGGCUCGCCGGUGGGCUGAUCAAGUCUCGAUAUUGGCAUUGCACGACCCAACCCGAAAAAUCCUUCUAGGUCGUCCUUACGGUCAGAGAAGGCGAGGCAGGUCCGACUUGAGAUUAAGUGAUGGCGUUGAUGCGUCUGCCAAAACGGCCGGGAUAAUUGAUAGGCAGACGACCUGCUCUAGAAGGACUCUUCCAUGAGAAGAUUCAAUAUCUGUGAAGGUUCAUUCUCCGCUGAAAUAGCCUCCUAAGUCACAGUGUUCCAUAUGAUUGCUUGGCUAUUUUUACUAUGAAGCGCGUUAGACGAGAGCCCUUGUAUGAAACAGUCGAUUGCUGACUGUCUAAACCACUGCCCCGUGAAUCAUGAUGUGCAUAAGAACUGUGCCAAGCUCGUACGUAAACAGAAGAAGGCUCAAGCAGCAUGUUUGUAAUGCAGCAACAUGCAAACACACCACAACCACCGACGAAAAAAGCCGGUAAUCCGAAUACGCCAACCGACUGCGUUCGAUCGUGGGCAGCAUGGUGCAAGCGUUCAGUAGUAGUGGUGCUGGUGGUGCGAUGUCUUGCACAACAUAAGAUCGGCCUGGACUCGGUUUGAAUGCUUGCCCAAGCGACCUCAAAGGAGGGCUGAUGAUUUGAAUGAAUAAAUGUGUGUGAGUGUGGCUGCGAUACAUGCGAGCAUUGCACCAGCUCGCUUUAGAACAUUGCGGGAGUGAAGUGGAAAUGUGCUUUUAAAAAAUUCAUUUCCUUUUCGAUCGAUACGAUCACGAUGGAAGGAAAAACAGUUGGUUAACAAUUAGCCGUUGAAUAAUACAACUCACUCAAAUGAUGAGAGUGCAACACGUGUUCGUACGUGACCGUCUCACCGCGAAACAUCAAUCACAAAGUUCCGGGGAGAAAGAAUCGAUUUCUUCAAGUUGUACACACAUAUGUAUCGACUAAUGACCCAGUUGUGGUUGGCCGUUCCCUACCCCCGGUCGCUGACAGGGGGGAGGGGAGGGGAGAGGGAGGGGGGGGGGUGGUUGAGAAUUAGCAUUAGAAGAAGCCACAGUGGGAAAAUGCAUGUGAAACACGUUUGAGCACGGAGCCACGCGACGAUGUUGGCAUGGGCAUGGCGUGAGGCGAUGGUGAUGAUGAUGCACCGACACAUUUGUGGAGCGUUUAGAGACGUUUCACUCCAAACGUGAUUCCAACGGUCGUAUGCUGGUGGUGGUGGUGUCGGUACGAUGCUCGCUGUAGGGUACUGUGGAGCCCGAAUACUUGCAGCAAACAUUUUCCAUUAGCUACGGUAAUGGAAAAUCAUUCUCAACAUCAACAUUAUCACCGCGAUUGAGUGUCGUAAAUGAGUUACAAGAAAUGUAGAUGUGGUUGAGAAAUUUUUUGAAAAUUAUUGGCUAGUUAGAGUAGGAAAACAAGAUAGAGCCCUUUGGUGUGAAGUCUUGAACCAGGCAUUAGACUUUGUGAUGUCUUGCACCGAAAUUUAAUAUCUCGUCUGAUCUGCAAUAUUUAGAG
Molecule: messenger RNA, 2791 nt
Organism: Anopheles stephensi (Asian malaria mosquito)
Lineage: Eukaryota; Metazoa; Arthropoda; Insecta; Diptera; Culicidae
Exons: 4
Coding region: 327-824 (165 amino acids)
Source: RefSeq, a predicted model, not a curated record